This is a messenger RNA of Conger conger (European conger), 9674 nucleotides long. RefSeq lists its product as uncharacterized. Gene Ontology annotation, molecular function: guanyl-nucleotide exchange factor activity. The transcript is spliced from 23 exons. NCBI's taxonomy places the organism in Eukaryota, Metazoa, Chordata, Actinopteri, Anguilliformes, Congridae. The record is from RefSeq and is a predicted model, not a curated record. The coding region runs from base 86 to 8599 and encodes 2837 amino acids.
GGCUGAACCUACGACAUCAAGGGGGAGUAACAACAUGGCUACACCAGAGGAAAUGCCCCACAGAAAUAGGAAAGGCUGCUGAAAAAUGGACUCUGACUCGCUGGACGGCUGCAUCCAGAGCACCCUCUCCGUGCUGUACCCGCCCUUCCAGGCCACCGCCGGCACCGCGCUGUGCCAGGUGUUCGCCGUGGUGGAACGGGCGUACGGCGGUGACGGCCUCCGCUACCUGUUCAACUUCCUGAUCCCAGCCAAGCGCGUCCUCCAGCGGAUUCAGCAGGAUGCCUGUUACCCAUUCUGCGGCUUCCUAUUCCGCUUCGAAGGCUGGCCCCUGUGCCUGCACGACAAGAUUCUAAUCCAGCUGUCUCCCCUGGACGGACGUGUGCUGCAGCCUGGAGACUUCUACCUGCAGGUGGCGCCCUCCCAAAAGAGUAACCCCUGCGUGCUGGUGAAGUAUCUAUCCGCUGAUAGACAGGAUGUGGAGGAGUUGGAGGUGCCGGAGAUAGCCCAGGCCUCCAUCUUCACCAUGGACUGGCUGGACUCUGUGAACGGGCAGCGGAGCGGGCCUCGGCUGCAGUGCUGCCUUCUCGCCACGGACAGGGACGUGUUCCGCAUGCCCUGGGAGGACGUGGUGCGCCCCGAGUACGUCAGCAGGCCGGAGCGGGUGGAGCACACGGCCGCGGUGGGGGAAGUCGGGGGCGAGGGGGUGGCUCCAAGUCGGGUGCAGGAGAGCCAGCCCUCAAGAAGAAGGAACGCUGGCCUCUUGGCAAAUAGCCAUAGCUUAACAAAUGAUGAGGCCAUGCUAGGUGAGGACAGUCCGAAGCAGGGCAUCAGGAUCCCUGUACUGGGACAGUUGCGUGGGCACAGCCCCCUGGAUGACUCAGACCUCGAGGGGGAGUACGUGGAGCUGGCCGACAUCUCGCUUCCUCGCUUCUUCCCCCAGAAGGGCUCCUUGACCCAGUCCAUUAGCCUGAACUACAGGAACAAAAACAAGGCCAGGACUAACAGCCACACAGAGAACAACAACGCAAACGCAAAUGCAAAUUCCCCUUUCAAAAGCAAAGCCUGCUCUCAGACCAUGGUCUGCACAAAGCUCAUAGAAAGCCUGGAGAACUCCUACCACCCUGUUAUCCUAACUGCUUCUACCGCACCGACCACGGGCAGGACCACGGCAUCAAACAACUCCAUGUUGAGCCACCUGGCAGGUACAACCUCUGAGAUUGCCGAAGCCAUGCCCGAUGUGGAAUCUGUUCUCGAGCUUCCUGAAUCCGAGGUUCCCAAUUCGCAUGAUUUGCACAGUAGCACCCUCAGUCACCAGACAGACAGCGCUGUUGUUCCUUCACAACUGACUGAUGAUGUACUGAGUUAUGACAGCAGCCCUGUGGCUGGGGACCGGUGCAGGAAUGGUCUACCUGGGGAGGAGGAAGUUGAAGAGGGCCGGCGUGGCGAGUUCCUAAGUAGGGCAGAAGAAACGUGGAGCCAUAUCGCUGGCAGCCAUGGUAGCAGUGUUGGCAGGGAAGAAGACUCUGAGUAUGCAGAUGCAAAUGAGCUGACAGGGGGCAUUAAGGGUGAGGACCAGGGGGAGCCCACCUCUAGACCACAACAAAGCAUUUUGGGUACCCUUAUCCUCUCCCCUACACCUCACCAAGACACUCCCAGUAAUUUACUCCCCUCCUCUACCCUAAACCAGGACACUGCCAAUAGUAUACACCCUUCCUGUAGCCCACAACAAAAUACUCCAGAUUCUUUACACUCAUCCUCUACCCCACACAAUCAUACUCCUGAUUUGUUACACUCCUCCUCUACCCCGCACAAUCAUACGCCUGAUUCUUUACACUCCUCCUCUACCCCACACAAUCAUACUCCUGAUUCUUUACACUCUUUUACCCCACACAAUCAUACUCCUGAUUCUUUACAUCCCUCUCCUACCCCACACAAUCAUACUCCUGAUUCUUUACACUCCUCUCCUACCCCACACAAUCAUACUCCUGAUUCUUUACACUCCUCCUCUACCCCACACCAGAACUCUCCUCUUACUUCCUCACCUUCAUCUACUCAGCAUCAAAACAUUCACAACACUUUGCCCCCUGUGUCAUGCAGUGACAUGAGCGAUUGUCCACCCCUCUCUCCCACACUCCACUGUGACCCUCCUGAUAAUAUUUCACCUCCCUCCUCCCUUCAACAUCAAAACCCUUCUGACACUCAUUCUUUAUACCCGUCUUCUACUCCCACUUCUGAUAUUUCGAUUCUCUCCCCUACUCUGCAGCAGAUCUGUACCAAUACUCCUCUCUCCAUUCCUACUCCUAGCCUAAACUCUACCCGUGUGUCACCACCCUCUCCUACUCUGCACCAGGACAAUCCUGAGAUUCUGUCUGCCUAUCCAGUCCCAGGUCAAAAUGAGAAACCCACUUUCCCUCCUCUGCAACAAAACCUUAAUGCUUGCAUACCCAUUACUGUUGCUCUGCAACAAAACCCUCUCGGUAAUUCAGGCUCAUCCCCUACCCUCCUCCAAAAUACUCUUGAGUCAAGCCCUCCUGACUUAACAGUUCUUUGCCCUGCCCCAGACAAAAACCCUCUCACAAAAAACAUUCCUGAUUAUGCUGUCCUGACCCCUCCACCAACAGAUGCCCUGUUGGAGGAGGGUAAUAUCUUGUCGAGUUCAGACAAUGUCCGACUUUCAGGGACAGAAAAAGGAGAGGAUCUUAUAAAUGGAAGUGACAUGAGACCAUUGGGCACUCCCAGGUUUGUGGGCUCUUCAGCUCAACAGGGCGAGGGCCCUUUUGAUGAAGAGGGCCGGGUGGAUGCGCAGGAAGAGGGCCUGGUGGGUGAGCAGGGGGAGGGCCUGAUGAAUGAGGAAGGGAAGGGCCUGGUGUAUGAGCAGUGGGAGCACAUGGUGGAUGGAAAUGCUGAGGGCCUGGUGGAGGAGGAGGAGGGCCUGAUGAGUGAGCAAGGGAAGGGCCUGGUGGGUGAGCAGGGGGAGGGUCUGGUGGGUGAGCAGGGAAAGGGUCUGGUGGAUGAGGCAGAGGAGGGCCUGCUGAAUGAGGAGGAGGGUCUGGUGAGUGAGCAGGGGGAGGACCUUGUGGAUAAGACGGAGGGCCUGGUGGGUGAGCAGAGAAAGGGUCUGGGGGAUGAGGCAGAGGAGGGCCUGCUGAAUGAGGAGGAGGGCCUGAUGAGUGAGUGGGUGGAGGACCUGGUGGGUGAGCAGGGGGAGGGCCUGGUGGGUGAACAGGGAAAGGGUCUGGUGGAUGAGGCAGAGGAGAGCCUGCUGAAUGAGGAGGAAGGUCUGGUGAGUGAGCAGGGGGAGGACCUGGUGGGUGAGCAGGGAAAGGGUCUGGGGGAUGAGGCAGAGGAGGGCCUGCUGAAUGAGGAGGAGGGUCUGGUGAGUGAGAGGGUGGAGGACCUGGUGGAUGAGCAGGGGGAGGGCCUGGUGGGUGAGCAGGGAAAGGGUCUGGGGGAUGAGGCAGAGGAGGGCCUGCUGAAUGAGGAGGAGGGUCUGGUGAGUGAGAGGGUGGAGGACCUGGUGGGUGAGCAGGGGGAGGGCCUGGUGGGUGAGCAGGGAAAGGGUCUGGGGGAUGAGGCAGAGGAGGGCCUGCUGAAUGAGGAGGAGGGCCUGAUGAGUGAGCGGGUGGAGGACCUGGUGGGUGAGCAGGGGGAGGGCCUGGUGGGUGAGCAGGGAAAGGGCCUGGGGGAUGAGGCAGAGGAGGGCCUGCUGAAUGAGGAGGAGGGCCUGAUGAGUGAGCGGGUGGAGGACCUGGUGGGUGAGCAGGGGGAGGGCCUGGUGGAUGAGCAGGGAAAGGGUCUGGGGGAUGAGGCAGAGGAGGGCCUGCUGAAUGAGGAGGAGGGCCUGGUGGGUGAGCAGGGGGAGGACCUGGUGGGUGGGCAGGGGGAGCACAUGGUGGAUGAAAAUGCUGAGGGCCUGGUGGGUGAGAAUUGUGAGGGCCUGGUGAAGGAGGGCCUGAUGAGUGAGCAAGGGAAGGGCCUGGUGAAUGAGGAGCGGAAGGGUCUGGGGGAUGAGGCAGGGGAGGACCUGCUGAAUGAGGAGGAGGACCUGGUGGGUGAGCAGGGUGAGGACCUGGUGGAUGAGCAGGGGGAGGACCUGGUGGAUGAGCAGGGGGAGGGUCUGGUGAAUGAGGAGCGGAAGGGUCUGGGGGAUGAGGCAGAGGAGGGCCUGCUGAAUGAGGAGGAGGGCCUGAUGAGUGAGCAGGGGGAGGGCCUGGUGGGUGAACAGGGGGAAGGCUCGAUCAGUGCGGAGAGCAUCAGGAAGGCAUCAGAUGGCACAGAACAACAGCGUGUGGAGCACAAGGUGGAGGAGGGUAGGGAAACUCGGGUGCCUGUUGAAGUCGUGGCUGCAGUGGGGAGAGUAGAGGAGCAACAGAUACUUUCUUCAGAAAUGGCACCACAGCCUGAGGGAGCAGCACCAGCAGCACCUCCGGAGGCAGGCAGCUCUGCCACUGCAGCAGCCAAGGGUGCGGUUCUUCUGGGCUGCUGGCAGAAAGAGAAAGAGGAGGGAACGGAGACUGGGAGCCAACCACAGGGAGCGACCGUAAUAGAGGCGGGCUCAGAAUUUUGUCAGCCAAUAGCAUUGGCAAGAGAGAGUGCAGAAGACAGCCAGGAGGCUGUUAACAGCAGUGCCCCGGGUGCCAAGGUGGGACUAAGGCAUGGCACGGCCCCUGUGGGCAGGGCUGAAGCUGCUCUGAACGGCUCACACGCCCCGUGCAUGCAGAUGAGCCCCAGCCAGGCUCACAGCCACGCUGCGCAUGCGGCGGAUGCAGGCGAGCGGAGGCAAGAGGAUGACGGCCUGGGCGAAGAGCGGAUUCAGAGGGCGGAGGAGAAGAGCAGCGAGCCUCGGACACCUUCCAGCUCGAACGCCCCCUCUGUAGGGAAACUCCACGGCCCACCCAUGGACGCCCACCGGCAAGGCCCAGACCUGGGGGAAGGGGUGAGUCCAGUGCCUGGCCUCCCAUCCCUGGGGGAGCAGGCUGGGGCAGAUGCCACUGAAAAGCAGCAGGACUCUCUUUGCCUCCUGCCAAGGUCUUCAGAGGCCCAGCCCCUGCUCUCCCAGCCCCACGACAUCAACACAGAGGUGCUGGGCUCUGGCGUGCUCUCUCUACCUGGCACAAGAGACAAAUAUGGGCGUGCCCUGGUUACCGUGACUACUAGGAAUACGAUUUGGUUGAACCCAAGCUGCAACGCCAGUGAGCUGGCACGGAUUGUCGUCUACUUCUACGCCAUCCUCAGGAAGGAGGUCCGAUCCCUGGGUAUGACAGUUUUGGUGGAUGCGCGCAGAUGUUCGCCCGUUCCUGCCCUUUUCAAAGCAUUUAGUAUCGCACAGGAUGCUGUGCCAAAAUGUAUUCACACCCUCCUGCUGUUGGCUGACAGAGACGUCAACUGCAGAAUGGAGAACCCCUCCUCAGUCCAGUUUGAGCUCCUCACCUCCCUCAAGUCUCUCCAUAAACACGUGGACAUGAGCCAACUGCCCACUGAGUUUGAUGGCACCUUCCCCUUCUCCCAUGGAAGCUGGAUCAAUUUCAGAAUGAGAGUGGAGCAGUUGACCAGUAGCUGUCAGGAUGCUGUCUCCCUCCUCAAGGGCACCAUCUCCAGCCUGGAGUCCACCCUGCUGCCCACAACUGCGGAGGAGGCCCGGCUGCGGCUGUUCCGGUACCAGACCCAGAUGCGCAGCGUGCUGGAGGACAGCCGGCUGGUGCGGCUGCAGAUGCAGGGCGGGGCCACCCUGUCACGCCUCCGCAAGGAGGAGUCCAGCGUCAGCCUCACAGAGGACUACAGGGAUGCCGUCGAGACGGUCAGCCAGCUGUACAACCGGGUGGACGAGCUGGUGCACACCUUGGUGAUGCUUUCCAACAGGUGCACACAGGAGCUGGAGUUUAUCAUGGAGUUCAAGACCCUGGAGGAAGGCUUCACUGAGGUGAGAGGCUGGAUCGAGGAGGUCGGGGAGAGGCGUCUGAAGACGCUCAGUGAGCUGGAGGACUCCCUGGAAGAGCUCCACCAGAAACAAGCCCACUUCAGAGAUUUCUACUCCGCCGCAUACGAGCACUGUAAGAGUGGGGAGGCCCUGCUGAAGAGGCUGGAGAGGUGGGAGGAUGUGUCCUCGGCCCAGCUGCAGGUGUACGAGGUGAAGGUGCGCUCAUUUUGGGUGCACCUCCGCGACUUCUCCCAGAGAGUGGAGGACACCAAGGACAAGAUCGACAAGACCGUGAAGCUCUAUGAGUUCUUCGACAAGGCGUACGAGUGGGCGCUGGAGGGAAUGCGCCACCUGGCGUGCAUAGGCGUGGAGGACUGCAGCUCACCCGAGAGGUGCCAGGCCAUAGUCAAGUGCCUGGAGGGCUACCGCCGGCAGUGCCCGGGCAUCCCGGACGCCCGCUUCCAGGAGAUGAAGGAGCUGGCGGCGGAGCUGAAGAGCGAGAAGGGGCUGAAGCAGUGGAGGUUCGCCUGGGCCAAGUGCCAGGAGACCAAGCAGAUGUUUGAGAAGAAGCUGGAGGCGGCCAUGCGGGCGCGCCGGCCCGGCGGCCUGGCGGAGGGAGGCAGGGACGGCCGAGCGCCCGGGAACCUCCCGCAAGCCGCCGACCACGGGCGGAGCCGCAGCGUGUCCUCCCCCUGCAGGAGGGUGUUCUCCGGGGGCUGGGGGGGGAGGGAGAGGCCCCCCUGCAGCCCAAAAACCCGCGUCCCGGAGCCCGCCGACUUUAGGACCUCCCCCGCGAACUGCCUCGGCCCGGACGGCCGGGCCCCGCCGGCGCCGGGCUCCCACCGGCUGACCCGGAGCACCUCCACCGAGGAGGCUCCGCACCGGGUGCGGCUGGAGGCCCAGUCCAGGGCGGCGCCGAGCCACUACAGCCCCAGGGCUCCCGCGUCUGAGCCCGGCCGCCGCUCGCUGAGGAAGACCCAGAGCUUCGACGCGCCCGUGGACUCCGCCCGGUACGGGUCCUGCCAGCGCACCCUGAGCGAGCCGUCCAGACGAGGCCACACCGGCGUCUUCAUCAAAGGCCUGGAGGUCAGCAGCACGGAGGUGGGGGAGCGAGGCCUGAGCCCCCAUCUGCCCCCCCAGGGCUGGGCCCCCACAGACAUCCUCAGGAACAGCACCCCGAUUCCAGAGACCAGGGCCAAGGGCAGCAGCAAGCUGCGGCACAUCGCGGACGAGAUGGUGACGACGGAGCGGGAGUACGUGCGCUCCCUGCGCUACAUCAUCAGCCACUACUUCCCCGAGAUGGAGCGGCCCGACCUGCCCCAGGACCUGCGGGGCAAGCGCAGCGUCAUCUUCGGCAACCUGGAGAAGCUGGUGGACUUCCACAGCCAGUACUUCCUCCAGGAGCUGGAGAGCUGCUCCAACCACCCGCUGCGCAUCAGCCACUGCUUCCUCCGACAUCAAGACCAGUUUGGGCUGUACGCCCUGUACAGCAAGAACAAGCCAAAGUCAGACGCCCUGUUGGCCAGCCAUGGGAACACGUUCUUCAGGGACAAGCAGCUGGAGCUGGAGGAUAAGAUGGACCUGGCCUCCUACCUGCUGAAGCCCAUCCAGCGCAUGAGCAAGUAUGCCCUGCUGCUGAAGGACCUGAUCCGGGAGGCGAGCGAGACCCAGGAGCAGGAGCUGGCCUACCUGACCGCCGCCGCGGAGAUGGUCAAGUUCCAGCUCCGCCAUGGCAACGACCUGCUCGCCAUGGACGCCAUCCGCGACUGCGACGUCAAUCUGAAGGAGCAGGGGCACUUGGUAAGGCAGGGCGAGUUUACGGUCUGGUCCGGGAGGAGGAAGUGCCAGAGGCAUGUGUUCCUGUUCGAGGACCUGGUGCUCUUCAGCAAGCCAAAGAAAAUCGAGGGAGGACUAGAUGUCUACAUCUACAAGCAUUCAUUUAAGACCGCUGACGUGGGGAUGACGGAAUCCUCAGGUGACAGCGGACUGCGCUUUGAAAUCUGGUUCCGGAGGAGGACUUCCAAAAACCAGACGUCGGUGCUGCAGGCCAGCAGCACUGAGACCAAACGGGCCUGGACCUCCGACAUCGCCAGGAUCCUGUGGCAGCAGGCCACCAGAAAUAAAGAAAUUCGAAUGCAGGAGAUGGUAUCCAUGGGUGUGGGGAACAAACCUUUCCUGGAUAUAAAACCAAGUGAUGCUGCUAUCAAUGACAGGGCCAUAGACUACAUCAUGAAGGGAAGAGGAGCUCGGACGCGAGCAUCGAUAGCGGUGUCUCUGUUCGACCACUCCGAUCCCUUCAAGAGGACAGCGGUGAGCGGGCCCCUGACGGCUGGUGGGCCCCCGUCCUCGUCCCUGCUGGGGCCCCUGAACCUGCACGUGUACGGCAGCCAGGCCCUGCUGCCCGGGGAGCGGCCCUUCACCAGCCCCUGCCUGGAGGAGGAUGAGCUGGAGCACGAGACCAGCAGCCAGCCCUCCAUGACCACGGAGAGCUCCGAGUCGUCCUCACACUGCAUGUCGGGCAGCGGCUCCAGCGGCUCGGACAGCGGCUGCGUCUCCAGCCACCUCCCGGAGGCCCUGUCCGAGGAGCCCGGCUCGCCCUGCCACCCGCCCUGCUACUCUGCCCUCACCUCUCCCCUGGAGGACAAGCCCCGCUUCAACAGCCAGUACAUCUCUGCCGUUUAAUAUCCAGCGGCUCUCCAGAAGACAGCAAUGCCUCUUGAGAAGAAAGUAUUUAUUGAACAUUGUGCCAGCAGAUCUCAUCUACAGCGGACACUGAAUGAGUGGGGACACAGCACUGUUUAAAAAAGCCACUUUUCGAGCACAACUUUUUUUUAUUGUUUUCAAAAAAUUGAUUUAAAUAUUUGUAUAUUUAUCUUUUUCAAACGCACCAGUGCAGUAGUGUGCUGUACUAUAUUGAAAACUGUAAAUAAUUAUUUUAGUACCUUACAAUGCAGUUAUAAACUGUCCUUUUCUGUUGACCAUUUUGCUGCAGACAGCCGUUAAAACAGCAGAAAUGUAUGUAGCUUCAAAAGAAAAGGUAUUUCCAAAUUGGAGAAAGAGAGGGUACAGGAGUACACCUCCAAGUUUAAAAAGCUACUUGCCUUUCUUUUCUUUUUGUCUUCACACGAUGGCUGUAUUACAUCCUUGUUGAACUGACCCAUGGUCAAAUUUGCUGUGAUGGCAUUACUCUGUGCGUACAGCUACAUAGUUCCCAAUACCUGUAUGUCGGUCUAGUGGCGGUAAAAAUCCAAUUCUUAAGCUGAAGCAGGCAGGCUGUUAACUUAAUUCUGCUGGUUAAGGAGAAGCAGGCGGGCUGUUAACUGCAGGUUUUCCGAGGUGGUCAUCAGCCACUCGCCCGUCAUUCCAGCCUUGCUCCGCACUGCCCAGUGGCAUUGCUGCGAGUCCACUGGCCUCUUCCAGAGGUGAGAGCCAAGUGUUCAACAUUACUCUGUUGUUAUUGUUAAAAAAAAGACAAAAAUGUACAUUAUUUGUAAAUAGUUUGGGACAGCAAUGCUCUGUGGUUCUAGUUUCUUAAAGAAUAGGGAAAGACAUUUGUGAUAACUUUGAACGUUGUUUGAUAUCUUUGUAUUAACCAGCACAGCAGACAGUCACUGAAGUGCUAUUCUUAACUUGUAAAAAGAAAAAUCAUUUGUAGCUGGAGCAUGAAUGUUUACCCAAGUCCCAUGAUACUUUAAUCCUAACAAGUUCACAAGUAUUUAAUAAAGAUGGAUAGUCUUGUAUCCAAAAUGAAAGCCUG